Messenger RNA from Cynara cardunculus var. scolymus (artichoke), 795 nucleotides. RefSeq lists its product as uncharacterized. The transcript has a single exon. The coding region runs from base 1 to 795 and encodes 264 amino acids. Lineage: Eukaryota; Viridiplantae; Streptophyta; Magnoliopsida; Asterales; Asteraceae. The record is from RefSeq and is a predicted model, not a curated record.
AUGGUUCGUAAAAAUUCUAAUUGGUCUUGGGUUUUUCGUAAACUUCUAGACUUGCGGAGUCAUUUGCGUCGGUUUCUUUUUUCUCAAAUUGGUGAUGGUCGGAACACGAAUGCUUGGGAGGAUGCUUGGUUAUCUUGUGGUCCUCUAUCCGCAUUUAUCUCUUACCGGUUUGUCCAUUCUUGUGGGUUUUCUACCUUAACGACGGUUUGUGAUCUUAUUAUAAGCUGGAAUGGUAAUUGGCCUGAUGAUUGGUGUCAACGGUUUGAUAUGCUCCAAAAUUCUCCACUUCCUUUAUUGACCUCUGAUUGUGAUAGAGUUCUUUGGGGAGAUACUUAUACGUUGUGUUCGGAUUUUACAGUAGGUAAGGCUUGGGCUUCCUUGGAGGGUAAUCAUCCUGUGAUCCCUUGGUCUAAAUUGGUUUGGUUCUCGGGUCAUAUUCCGAAGCAUGCUUUCUGUUUGUGGUUGGCUUGUCAGAGAAGGCUUCCGACUCAAGACCGCUUACAUUGGAAGGAUGAGCCCCCAGAUAUGGAGUGUUCACUUAUGGUGGAUAUGAUGGGUAUGCCUUCAAGGUGGGAGCAGAUUGUUCAAGUUAUUUCGGAUCCUAAUAUUCGUCCGAAACUGCUAAAGCAGAAACUUGCUGUGGCGGCUACUGUUUACUAUAUCUGGCAAGAACGUAAUAGAAGACGUUUUGCUGCAACUAAGCGUACGGCUCAGGAUGUUACUGCUGUUAUUCAGGAGUCUAUCUCCAUUCGUGCAGAUUGGUUGGCGAGUCGUCCUGUGGUUACUUAUGGUUGA